Molecule: messenger RNA, 898 nt
Organism: Lotus japonicus
Lineage: Eukaryota; Viridiplantae; Streptophyta; Magnoliopsida; Fabales; Fabaceae
Product: NAD(P)H dehydrogenase (quinone) FQR1
Exons: 4
Coding region: 131-745 (204 amino acids)
Molecular function (GO): NAD(P)H dehydrogenase (quinone) activity; FMN binding
Source: RefSeq, a predicted model, not a curated record
ACCUUAAUAUUACAAAUCUCUAUAUAAGCAUAGGUACGCUGUCAACGUUCUCACCCACUACCUUCUUGUUUUGCUUUCUUCACAGAGCAAGAGAGAAAGAGAGAGCACCACAGAGCAAUCGACACCAUCAAUGGCCACCACUAAAGUUUACAUUGUUUACUAUUCUAUGUACGGACAUGUUGAGAAGCUUGCUGAAGAGAUUAAAAAAGGUGCAGCUUCUGUGGAAGGAGUAGAAGCAAAGCUAUGGCAGGUACCUGAAACACUGUCUGAAGAGGUUCUUGGGAAGAUGGGAGCACCUCCAAGGAGUGAUGUUCCAAUUAUCACACCCAAUGAGUUACCUGAAGCUGAUGGUUUAUUGCUUGGUUUCCCCACAAGAUUUGGAAUGAUGGCUGCUCAAUUCAAAGCAUUCAUGGAUGCAACUGGAGGUCUAUGGCGUACACAGGCACUAGCAGGAAAGCCUGCAGGAAUCUUUUACAGUACUGGUUCUCAAGGAGGUGGACAAGAGACUACUCCGUUGACAUCCAUUACACAGCUGGUUCACCAUGGGAUGAUUUUUGUUCCCAUUGGUUACACAUUUGGUGCUGGGAUGUUUGAGAUGGAGAAUGUGAAGGGUGGAUCCCCUUAUGGUGCAGGUACCUAUGCUGGGGAUGGCUCCAGACAACCAACCGAGUUAGAACUAGCUCAAGCUUUCCAUCAGGGGAAGCACUUUGCUGUGAUUGCAAAGAAGCUCAAGGGAUCUCAGUGAUUUUUAUCCUCGAUACAUCUUCAAUUUAAAGUUUCUUACAUAAGAAAAAAGAGUGUUGCGUGUAAUAUUCAGUUUGAUGUUCCCAUAACGUUGAACAAAAUAAGAUACAUAUUUCAAUAAUGCUGCAUAUUUCAAUACAAAUCUUGUCAAUUA